AAUCGACCAUGAGGGAGUGGUUGACAGUGACCACACACACAAUCAUACACAAACAGACAGACCCCUUCCAUUACGCCAGCACCAGUGACAAACAGACUACAGCGCAGCACUUACAGUUACACCACCCAGAUACAUUCUAGUUCAAACCAGACCUUCGCACAUGUCGAGGCAACAAUUUGACGAGUAUCGACAGGAAUAUUCGUUGUUACUCCAACAGAUACUGGCCAGUCAGGAUGCCUUAACGACGGCGCCACUCGUCGACGAAUGUCAAAUUUUGUUGGAUCAAAUGAAACUGGAAGCACGAUGUUGCCCCGACCGCUCCAUCCAAACCGAACUCUGGGAACGUCACGCGUUGUGCGUCACACAGUUGACCGACUGGCACGACCUUUCCUCCCCCGGAUCGUCCGGUCCGGAUCGGAGCGUCGCCGUGCCCACACACUCCCCUCGUACCGAUGCACGGGACCACUUUCGUGUUUCCAACGAAACUCUGGAACGGGCUCGGCGGGUCGCGGCGGACACCGAACAAGUGGGUGCGCAAAUCGUGUCCGAAUUGCGGGAACAGCGGGAAACCAUCCAAACAUCCCAGGCCCGUGUCCGAGUCAUGCAUUCACUCACCGAUACCGCCAAUGGUAUUGUGACGAACAUGUCCCAACCCUGGUGGCGACGGCGGUAACGCGGAAACGGAUUGACGUUAGGUGCAAUAGAUAAAUACGUGUGAUUGGAUGUCGUAAAGGUCAUUCCGGACACACCGUUCCGCUUUCGUGUUCCGCUUUCAAGGCAAUGCGUGGAUACGCUAGACUGCUGCUCUACGUGAACAACGGUUUGUAUGCUAUGGUAUGCUAAAGAUUUCGGUCCUUGUAAGAUGGCGCUUCCUGAAUCGUAAGUUCCAAUAAUUGCCCGGACUGGCCGUGGCUACCAACACUUAUUUUUAGAUACGCGGCCAAUAGUCGAGUCUCGGAAUCAGCAAAAUCAUGAUACGCUGGCUCGAAGGAAUUGACGCCCGUAUGCAGCACAUACUCACGAAAGUCCAUACUACGGGUGCCAAGGGCGUGGUCGGCAUUCUUCCCCGCUACCAAGGGGACCACCGAAUUGUCUGCACAGUUCAUGGCCACGACGGUGACCUGUAGACUUUGGAGAGCAUCCUUCUGAUAGCGGCGUAAUGGCUGCAUCCAGGAAAGCUUGUCCACCGAUUGCUUGUUGUGGUAUCGAAGAAAUCGUGUAAACUCGAGACUUUCGUAGUCGACAUCCGUCUGCUCCAAGCAAAAGUGCACAGAUGACGACCUUGCCUCAAUAAGAUCUGGAGCCUGGGGUACAAUUUGCUCACGUAGUACCGUCGGUCCAUGAGAUAUCCGGACGAAGUAUACGAAAGGCCUGGGCCGGAAAUAGGCUAAAUUACAGGGAAGGCCGAGUGGCGCCUUUGUGAGCGCCGCCAAAUAACGUGCACGGUACCAGGUUUGUACUUUGUUGCGCAUUGGAACUAUUCCUCGGUCUCGCUCCCAGUAGAUUGCAUUGCUGGCACCGCCAUAUAGGUGCUUUUCUACUACGUUGGCCCAUAUGUGAUCGAGUCUGGCGCUUUGUACCAGAAGAGCACGACAACACUGUUCCAGAUUGCUCAAAUCAUGCGGAUUUAAAAAUUCCAAAAUGCAGGAAGUUAGGCAGUCGGAGAGGUUGAACAGCUGACUCACUGUCGGCAUAUUCCUCUCUAAUGUAAAUAUCUUGGGCAACGAUUUUGAAUG
Messenger RNA from Phaeodactylum tricornutum CCAP 1055/1, 1736 nucleotides. RefSeq lists its product with no specific name. The transcript has a single exon. NCBI's taxonomy places the organism in Eukaryota, Bacillariophyta, Bacillariophyceae, Surirellales, Neidiaceae. The record is from RefSeq and is a predicted model, not a curated record. Bases 161 to 673 code for a protein of 170 amino acids.